Molecule: messenger RNA, 2094 nt
Organism: Phytomonas sp. EM1
Lineage: Eukaryota; Euglenozoa; Kinetoplastea; Trypanosomatida; Trypanosomatidae
Source: the annotation of a GenBank genome assembly
AUGUUUUACACCUACGCUGAGAAGAAAAAUAGAUCAUUCUUUGGGGAUUGGCAUCUUCGCGAAGUUGCUUUUGAUACCAGACGCCGUUAUUUGUACUACACAGAGCCCCUUGGGUGGUCCCUUGCCAGUACCACUCAACCCCCUCCGCAUGCUAGCAACCCCCACGCAACCGUGGCGGCAAUCAACGAGGAGAGCAGCAACGACCACCACCACAACCACCGCAUCAACCACACGUCGGCGUCGUCGGCCUCGACGGAGGUGGAGACUUCCGGCGGACGGGGAGGAAGCCGCACGCGGGAGGUUGAAUCAUCGGAAUCCGCGGCGGUGGCGGCGGCGGUCUGCCCAAUUGCAUUCUGGCAUCGGGCGCGUUGGGAAGGCAAAAUGAAGGUCUUUGACAUCGUUCCCGUCGCCACGGUACGGAAAUUCGACCUCCACGAUCCCACUUUGCGAGAGAACGACUUCUUUCAGAUCAAAAUCCUUGGCGAAGGGCGGCGGCUGCUCAAGGAUGAGGUUCCCCCGGUCGGACCGCUGCUUUGCCCCUCCGCCGGGUUUACCACCCUCCACCCACGCUGCUCCCUCGAAGACGAGGACUUCAUCAAAGACCCGCAUCACCUGUUGGAGCUUUUCGAGGCCAUUCGCGAUCAGUUCGAGGAGAUGGAGCACGAGCGGCGGCGGGCGAGACGAACGGGCGCGGCGGCGACCCCCGAUCCCCACCCCACGCAAACCCUCAAAUCCCCCACAAACCCCCCUAAUGGGGGCUAUCCGAAGAAGAAAAUCACCCUUCGUUGUCGGGAAGAGCUCGAGUUUCGUCGGUUUUGGUUUGUGUUGCAGAGUGUGUUGGGGUAUGAUAAGUUAAUGCUGCGGCCCUAUCGCGGGUUGCCGCCGUACGACCCCCGUAACGGCGUCUCCUUCGCCCACAUCCCGAUGCUCGUUUGGCAUACCUUUAAGGCCCUGGACAAAGCCGUGUUUUACGUCUUCACGCGCGGCGAUCUGCUCGGGGUGGGGGAAUCCAACACCUUGGAAGUCUUAUUAGAAGGCGCGUAUAUGUGUAUCACGCACGAUAUGAUUCUUUUCAUGCGGGACACCGGGAACAUCCCUUGGUGGUUGCGGCAGCACCACAUUAGCGAGCUCUAUUAUCGUGUGGGGGAAGGGGGAGAACCGUUUCUUGCGUUUUUGUCCGACCCCCCGGCGCGGGAUGUGAUUUUUAUUCCACGGCCCCCGGCCUACGGCGCGCGCGCGAUCGCGGGGUACGACCCUCGUUUCGACGUCAAACACGCGGUGCGGGUGAUGAGCGACGUCUGCUUCGCCUCCCUGGACGUCCGACGGGCGAUUCGGAUUGGGGAGGUCGAGGACGCCACCGCCGCGGCUUUUGUCCGCCGCCUCGCCGGCGAGGAGCGGGCGGGGAAUGGAGAGGGGGAACGAAGAAGGGGCGAGGAAAGCAGAGCGGGAGGAGGGGGCGGCGGCGGAGGCGGGCGGCCGUUGCGCGCGCAGGGCGGCGGUCUUCUCGCGCAGGGCGUGCUGAGCUGCCCGCUCCCGAAAGAGCAGCUGGCGAGCGUCUGGGAGCAGGUCCAGGCGGAGCUCCGGGCGCGCAGCGAGAUCGUGCGGAGCGCCGCGAUCCCGAUCACGGAGCGCAACGCCCGGGAGGUUUGCCUUUCCCGUGAGCAGCUCACCAUCCUCGCCUCGCAGCUGGAGGAGGAGCGGGAGCGGUUGGAUGAUAUCGUGGGGAUGCCACUCGAGCGCGCGCAGCAGAUGCGGCCAAUGAUCAGAAGAGGAAGCGGAGCUCUUCCCUCGUCCUCUUCCUCUCCCACCUCCCCGCUCCACACGGGGUGGUUCGAAACACCGCAGCUCAUCGCACCGCCACGGCGAAUCACCCCACCAAGACGCUCCGGCGCGAGCAGUGGGAGUGAACGCUCGAGUUAUCUCAUGCCCGGUACGCGAUACCUCACGGCAGAAAGCGAAAAGGAAUCGGAGAAUGCGAAAGGGGAUGUGGCGAGUGGGAAUCGGGAACCCGAUGGGGUGCCCCGCGGGGAGGAGCGGACGGUGGAUGAAAUUAUUGAUAGGUGUAUGCUUGCGAUGGGUAUGAUGAACAAAUGA